AGAUCGAUUCAAUUGCAACAAACUGUAUGGAUUUCCCCCCUUCAACACACAGUCACACAGUCGCCUAGGGUUCCAAAUCAUUUCCCCCAAAUUCCUCCCGCUCCCCCCCCCCCCCCCCCCCCCCCCCCCUCUCUCUCUCUCUCUCUCUCUCUCUCACACACACACACACACAGUUCUAGGGUUUGAGACUCAAAAACCAUGCCAUCUCUUCCAUCUCCCGGUAAAAUCCAGCGAAUCGAACUCGAAAACUUCAAAUCAUACAAAGGCUUCCAAACAAUCGGUCCCUUCUACGACUUCACCGCCAUUAUUGGCCCCAAUGGAGCCGGCAAAUCCAACUUAAUGGACGCAAUUAGCUUCGUCCUCGGUGUUCGAACCGGCCAUCUCCGUGGCGCGCAGUUGAAAGACUUGAUUUAUGCUUUUGAUGACAAGGAGAAGGAACAGAGUGGACGGAGAGCGUUUGUUAGGUUGGUUUAUUUGCUUGCCAGUGGAGAGGAACUUCAUUUUACCAGGACUAUUAGUAGUGAUGGUGGUAGUGAGUAUCGAAUUGAUGAUAAGGCGGUUACAUGGAAUGCGUAUGGCGCCAGGUUGAAGUCACUCGGGAUUUUGGUUAAGGCUAGGAAUUUUUUGGUGUUUCAGGGUGAUGUUGAAUCAAUAGCAUCCAAGAAUCCAAAAGAGCUCACUGCACUGCUUGAGCAAAUUUCUGGAUCUGAUGAAUUUAAGAGAGAGUACGAAGAACUGGAAGUAAAAAAAGGUGAAGCUGAAGAAAAAUCAGCACUUGUUUAUCAGAAAAAAAGGACCAUAGUAAUGGAAAGAAAACAGAAGAAAGAGCAAAAGGAAGAGGCUGAAAAACAUCUUCGUUUGCAAGAUCAGCUGAAAUCAUUGAAGAAAGAACACUUUUUAUGGCAACUUUCGAACUUAGAGAUGGAUUUCGAAAAGGCUAAUAAUGAUAUUGAUGCUGAAGAAAAAGGUCGUGAAGAGAUUGUCCAAGAACUAGAGACUUAUGAAAGUGAAUCAAGCCGGAAGAAGAAAGAACAAGCCAAAUAUUUAAAAGAGAUUGCUCAGUGCGAGAAAAAGAUUGCUGAGAGGAAGAACAGACUCGACAAAAAUAGACCUGAAGUUUUAAAACUGAAUGAGGAGAGAUCCCGGAUUGCUAAAAAAAUCAAAAGCACUGAGAAAGAACUUGAAAAGAAGAAGGUUGAAAAGCAAAAGCAUGCCGGUGAGAUUAGAAAACUUCAGAAUGACUUGGAGGAUAUUAGUAAACAGCUGGAUGAGCUAAAGCAAAAAAGUCAAGAUGGUGGUGAGAAACUUCAGCUAGUUGAAAGCCAAUUGGAUACUUACCACCAAAUUAAAGAGGAAGCUGGAAUGAAAACUGCAAAGUUAAGGGAUGAGAAAGAGGUUCAAGAUAGGCAACAACAUGCUGACAUUGAAGCACAAAAGAAUUUGGAAGAGAAUCUUCAACAAUUGGUGAGUCGGAAGAAUGAGCUUGAGUCGCAGGAGAAACAAAUGCAAAGCAGACUUAAGAAGAUGCUUGAUGCAGCUGGGAAGAACAAAGAAGAACUUGCACGAUCGAAUAAGGAGCAACGUGAGUUGAAAGAGAAAUUGGAAGAUUCAAGACGCAGGCAUGAUAAUUUAAGGAAAAAAAUUGGUGAAGUAGAAAAUGAACUGCGGGAAUUGAAGGCUGAUAGACAUGAAAACGAGCGGGAUGCCAGAUUGUCUCAAGCAGUUGAUACACUUAAACGCCUGUUUCCUGGUGUUCAUGGCCGUAUGACUGAGCUUUGCAGGCCAAGACAUACAAAAUAUAACCUUGCUGUCACCGUAGCUAUGGGCAAAUUUAUGGAUGCUGUAGUAGUUGAGGAUGAAAACACAGGAAAAGAAUGCAUUAAGUAUUUGAAAGAACAAAGACUUCCUCCUCAGACAUUUAUACCUCUUCAGUCAGUUCGUAUAAAGCCGGUCAGUGAGAAAUUGCGAACAUUAGGGGGAACUGCGAAACUGAUUUUCGAUGUGAUUGAAUUUGCUGCAAACUUGGAAAAUGCUGUUUUAUUUGCUGUUGGAAAUACCUUAGUCUGUGAUGAACUGAAUGAAGCUAAGCGCCUAAGUUGGAGUGGUGAAAGACAUAAAGUUGUGACUGUUGAUGGGAUUCUACUGACAAAGGCUGGUACCAUGACUGGUGGUACAAGUGGUGGGAUGGAAGCAAGGUCUCAUAAAUGGGAUGAUAAAAAGAUUGAAGGGCUUAAAAAGAAGAAGGAAACUUUUGAGUCCGAGUUGGACGGGCUUGGGUCUCUAAGAGAGAUGCAGCUUAGGGAAUCUGAAGCAUCCGGAAGGAUUAGUGGAUUAGAGAAGAAAAUUCAGUAUGCAGAAAUCGAAAAGAAAAGUAUUGCUGAUAAACUCAAAAAAUUGGAGGAUGAGAAAGUUAAUAUCGAAAAAGAGAUCAGUCGUCGUAGUCCAGAGCUUCAAAAGCUAACAGAUAUCAUUGCUUCAAGGAAUUCAAAGAUCUCUGCUCUAGAUAAAAGAAUCAAUGAUAUUGUUGACCGUAUCUAUAAGAAAUUUAGUGAGUCUGUUGGGGUGAAGAACAUCCGUGAAUAUGAAGAGAACCAGCUCAUGGCGGUUGAACAGAAUGCUGAACAAAGGCUAAGCUUGCGUAGUCAGCAAUCAAAGCUGAAGUACCAGUUAGAGUAUGAACAAAACCGAGACAUGGAUUCACGAUUUACUAAGCUGGAAUCAGCACUCAAUUCCUUAAAGUCAUCGUUAAAAGCAGUUGAGGAAAGAGAAAAUGAACUUCAGUCUGCUAUGGAGAAAGCAACAGAUGAAAUUGAUCACUGGAAGACUGAAGCACAGGACUGGAAGCUCAAGUCAGAAGAGUGUGAGAAAGAUAUACAAGAAUGGAAGAAAAAGAUUUCUGCUUCAACAACAAACAUAAGCAAACAUAAUCGUCAAAUUAAAACAAAGGAGACACAGAUUGAGCAGCUAAAUUCUAGGAAGCAGGAAAUCUUGGAGAAGUGCGAGCUUGAACAGAUUAUACUCCCCACAGUGUCUGAUGCAAUGGAUACUGGAUCAACAUCUGGCCCUGUCAUUGAUUUUAGUGAAUUAAGUAGAUCUCAUCAGCAGAACCUCAAACAUUCUGAAAGGGAGAAGCUUGAUGUUGAAUUUAAACAAAAAAUCAGUUCCAUAGUUUCAGAUAUAGAAAAAACAGCUCCAAAUUUGAAAGCCUUAGAUCAGUAUGAGGCCUUGCAAGAGAAGGAGAGAAUUGUAAAUAAAGAAUUUGAAGAAGCCAGAAAUGAAGAAAAGAAAGUGGCUGGGGAGUUCAAUAGAGUGAAGCAGAAUAGAUACGGAUUAUUUAUGGAAGCUUUUAACCAUAUCUCUGGUAAUAUUGACAAAAUUUACAAGCAAUUGACCAAGAGCAAUACACAUCCACUUGGUGGAACUGCGUAUCUGAACUUGGAUAAUGAAGAUGAGCCAUUUUUACAUGGAAUCAAAUUCACUGCUAUGCCCCCGACAAAGCGCUUCCGUGAUAUGGAACAGCUAUCUGGUGGUGAAAAGACUGUUGCAGCACUUGCACUACUCUUCUCUAUCCACAGUUAUAAGCCCUCACCCUUCUUUAUACUGGAUGAGGUCGAUGCUGCAUUAGAUAAUCUGAAUGUUGCAAAGGUUGCUGGAUUUAUUCGUUCUAAAUCGUGUGGGGGAGCACGUGUUAAUCAGGAUCCUGAUGGAGGAAGCGGUUUCCAGAGUAUUGUGAUUUCUCUGAAAGAUAGCUUUUAUGACAAGGCCGAAGCUUUGGUGGGCGUGUACAGAGAUUCUGAUAGAGGCUGCUCGAGAACAUUGACGUUUGACCUAACAAAAUUCCAUGAGUAAUGCGUUCUGAUCAGAGAUAGCGCUAGGCCGGUACAUAAUUUGGUUCGACUCUUAGAGAAGAUGAACAGAUGUUUGAAAUUCAGUACAUGUAGAAGCUGAAAGUAUCGAUAGUGUUUACUUGUCAUGAUGUAUAUUUACUAAUUUCCUGUUAUGCUGUGUACUCAAUGUGUGUACUUUGAGAUUCAGUUCAUGCUAGAUUUAGCUACAACAUUCAGCUUUAUAUGUCAACGUGAGUAAACAUGGAAAAUUUACCUGAUGAUUUCUUUUCUCGA
This is a messenger RNA of Daucus carota subsp. sativus, 4121 nucleotides long. Its product is annotated as structural maintenance of chromosomes protein 1. NCBI's taxonomy places the organism in Eukaryota, Viridiplantae, Streptophyta, Magnoliopsida, Apiales, Apiaceae. Gene Ontology annotation, molecular function: DNA binding; protein binding; ATP hydrolysis activity. The transcript has 18 exons. Bases 199 to 3849 code for a protein of 1216 amino acids. Gene Ontology annotation, biological process: sister chromatid cohesion. Gene Ontology annotation, cellular component: chromosome; nucleus; cohesin complex. The record is from RefSeq and is a predicted model, not a curated record.